AUGAGUUCUUGGAUGAACGAGGCAGCCACUGUCCAGAACCAUAAUGGCAAUAACCCAUUUCCACACAUGAACGACCCGAAUAAUCUUGGUGGACAAUCGACCAUGAUGGAUCCCUCCGCGUUUAUGGCCAACCCAGGCCAAUUCAAUCCUGCCGCGAACCCGGCCGCCGCCCAGUUCGCCAACCCACAACAAAUGGCUGCUGCGAUGCAAAACGGCCCGAUGCGCAAUGCGUCGCCGGGCUUCCAGAACCCCGUGUAUCAAACUAAUCCUGUCGUUCCUUCAAAACGACCUCGUCCGCGAGAAGACAGCAUGGGCGCAUCGCCGAGACAGAACCCAGGCAUGCUCCCGACGUCGCGCGCCGAUACGCCACAGCAGUCUCAAUUUCCUCCCGGCUUCCAGCCGAAUGCGAUGGGCCAGCAACAUCCAGGACAGCCUCAGCAAUAUCCCCAUCUCCAGCCGAAUGGCUCUGCGAACGCGUCGCCUUCGCCAGUGAUGGCCGGGAAUCAAUUGCGACCAGGAAGCGUGCCGCAACGCGUCAACACGGCGUCUCCACAUCCAUUUUCUCCAGCUUCGCAACAUUUCGGGCCUCAAGCGUCGCCAGUACCGUCAGAGCACGGCGGUACGCCUCAGCCGAAUCCUUACAUGCAAAACCAGAACCAGAACUUUGCUCAGGCCUACAACCCCAACUACACGCCUUCCCCCUCGCCGGCCCGCCCGCCAUCCACUCAAAACCCGAUGGCUCCUCAGAUGAUGCCGCAACAAAUGGGUCAGAUGCCCGGGCAAAUGCCAGGACAAAUGCCUCCGCAAAUGCAACAGAUGCAUCAUAACCAAAUGCAACAGAUGCAGAUGCAACAAAUGCAACAGCAAAUGGCCGGUCGGGGAAUGGACCCUGCCCAGCAGCAAAAGAUGAUGUAUCAAAUGCAACUGCAACGACAACAGCAGCUCAAUAUGGCUGGAAACAUGGGCAACAUGGCCAUGACUGCGCAACUGCAGGCUGCCCAAGCUGCCCAGGCCGCUCAAGCUCAAAACAUGGCUGCUGGCCGUGGCAUGAUGCCUUCCAAGCCUGGCAUGCCCAUGGCCAAUGGCCAGAUGCCUCCUGGUGCCAUGAACCCGCAGCAACAGCCACAGAUGCCGCGUGGCACCAAUCCAGAAGCUUUCAUGAAGAAUCUCACCAGCUUUAUGCAUGCCAAUAAUCUGCCUCUGGAUACGAACCCCAUUAUUGAAGGGAGGCCGCUCCACUUGAUGCAGCUCUUCAUGGUAGCUAGCAAGUUUGGAUUCUUCCGCAACAUUACGCAGCGGAACAUGUGGUCGCAAGUGGCGCAAGCGAGUGGCUUCCCUGUGGUACAAUAUCCAACCGCACCAAUGCAAAUCAAAAAUGCUUAUGAGCGCAAUUUGCUCAAGUUUGAGGACGCUUGGAAGAAGCAGAAGAACCAAGGGCAGCCUCAAGGACAAGCAAUGGGCAACGCGCCUGGCAUGGUUCCUCAGCCCGGUCAGAUGACGCCUCAGAGGAUGACACCUCAAGGCCAAAUGCCUCAAGGGCAGAUGCCUCACGGCCAACAGCAGCCCAUGCAGCCCGGGCAGCAACCUCCAAUGCAACAACCUCACGCGCAAACUCCCGUCAAGCAGAUGCCUCCCGGUAUACAGCAAGUGAACGGGUUCUCGACACCGCAACAAGCACAGGCUGCACAGCAGCCGCCGACCAUGGUGCAAGGGCAUAUGAGAAACAGCCUCUCAAGGAGUGUUGAUGCGACUCCUGUGACCGGAGAAUUUCCCAUGCCAUCUCCGUCACCUGCCAAGCCAGGUGCCAUGCCUAUGCCACUUCCACAAGGUCAGCCAGACUUGAUGCAGCCCAAUGGGGCGCCAGGUUUCCCCGGGCCUGCUGUAACCAACCCCGACGAGUACAUUGUCUGUUCCCGUGAGAUGAAUGAAAACAAUUAUGGCGGAUAUGACCUAAAAUCCAUUCACCAGCUCGGGACCGAACUGGAGCAGUGGCGCCCAGAUAUCCCGCCGCCCAUGGAACUAGGACUAAUCGACCUGCAUGCCCUGACAAAGAGUCUUCAGAGUGGCAUACAUGGAGAGAUACGUCUGGCAUUGGACACUCUCGGCACUGUGACGUACGAAUCUGCGCGUAACAUGAACUUGGUCAUUGACCUGAGAGGCUGUGAUGACCUGGUAGAAUCACUUAUUGAUUGCGCAGAAGAUCAGGUGGAUAUUCUUGCAGAAGGCACUAAACCGAUAUCCGAUGAGAUUGAUCUCACGUCCUACGAAGAUGUCGUGAGACAAUGUCGCCAUGAGCAGCGCACCCUAAAGAAGGCACACUCUUUUGGUGAUGACGAUUACGAGCUCGACCAUGCAGCAGAUCGUCUCAUAGCCAUCACCACGAUACUCCGCAAUUUAUCAUUUCAUGAUGGAAAUUUCGACCUCUUGGCAGACGAAGUUGUCAUCAAAUUCCUUUGCAGCACAAUCCGGUCACUUGGCACUCUUGAAAGUCUUCUGCAGUCGCCCAAGAAUACGUUGGAUUUCAUGAAGGACGUAGUGGUUCUCCUAUCCAACAUUUCUGGCUCAAUAGAGUUGCCAGGCCGGGAGCAAGCAUUUUGCCUGCUCCAGUUUUUGCUCGCCUUUGCUCCUUCGCCAGCACCGACGACGACGACAGGCAAGAUCCUAUUCUCGCCUUAUGAGCCUGCCACGCAUGUGUACCUUCCACACGCAGUCGAUGCGCUAGCAAAGCUCUUUGCUCGAGACGAACCGAAUCGGACACACUACAAGGCCAUUUUCGCAAUUGAUGCAGCUUCUUCGCCUCCUUGUGAACUCUUGACCCGCACGUUUGGUUUGGCCAUCUGUUCCAUUCCGGAUCAAAACAAGGAAAGCAGACCAACUAGCCUCCCGUCUGUUAUUGAGGCACGGAAACCUCUGUUGAUGCAGGGUCUGCUUGCUGCAGACAUUAUUGCCUCGUUAGCACCGGGUUAUGAGAGUGGAGUUACUCGUGCUUGGCUCUCGUCAAGUGAAGGCUUUGCACAAAAUCUGUACAGGUUAAUACGGUCGCUAUGUCAGCAAGCGGAACCGACUCCGCCGGUUGGGCGCGGAAACACAAGAGCACAGCCAAAGGAGGAUUCGGAUGUAUUGCACAUCAUUAGCUGGGGAGUAUCACUUCUCCGCAGGCUGUGCGAACGGUCUCGGGACCCCAACGAUCCUACCAGCAUCCCGCCCACUGCGUUGCCGUCGAGGGACAGCUUGUUCAAUGCAUUUCAGACUUUGAAGGCGCCGAAGUGGGCGGCUCUUCUGAGUCAUUUGAGUUCUUAUGCCGGCUUGGAAUAUUAA
This is a messenger RNA of Pestalotiopsis fici W106-1, 3318 nucleotides long. RefSeq lists its product as uncharacterized. The transcript has a single exon. The record is from RefSeq and is a predicted model, not a curated record. Bases 1 to 3318 code for a protein of 1105 amino acids. NCBI's taxonomy places the organism in Eukaryota, Fungi, Ascomycota, Sordariomycetes, Amphisphaeriales, Sporocadaceae. Gene Ontology annotation, cellular component: SWI/SNF complex; nucleus. Gene Ontology annotation, biological process: regulation of transcription by RNA polymerase II. Gene Ontology annotation, molecular function: transcription cis-regulatory region binding.